UCAGUGUGAAAAGAUGGAUCUUAAAAUCAUACAGUCAUUGUUGGAAAGGGUUAAAAACACAUAAAUGCUGAAAAACCAAAGAAUUUGUGGGACCUGAAGGAUUUUUCUGAUGAACAACAGACAGUUUACAGGACAAACAAGGGACUCGUGAACAACUAUCACUGAACACAGCUGUGGAUCAUUCAUGUAACAGUAUUAAGAAUCAAGUGUAUGUAAACUUUUGAACAAGGUCGUUUUUUAAUAAAAUCAACUAUUAUAAACAUCUUUUAUGUGCAUAUAGCAUUAUAUGAAAUUUUGAUUAUAAUGUAAUACAUUUGCCUUUUUUUAUUUUCCAAGUUUAGCAUAUGCAUUUUUAAUAAAUUAAUUAAUUGUGUAUACUUUUAGGUUGAAAAUAUUCCAAAUAGCACUAGAGGGCUUGAUGUUAAAAACAGUAAUGAAGCAGGAAAAAAAAGGUUCAUGCUGGGUAGGAGUGAAAAAUCACACAUUACCUGAUGACUCAUAUCUGUAGGUUCCCACAUCGGGACUGGGCUUCUCCCUCUCUCAGUGUAGUCUGGUCUGGGACAGACAGCGGCGGGCUGGAGAGGCCUGCAGAGGUGUCACUUCACACCUCUGAGGCCUGAAGCUGCUAUAAAGCCUCCCUGCAGCAAACCCUCCGGCAUCACUGACUCUCAAACCACACAGAAUGGACAUGUCUUCUCCUUUCUUCAACUACUUCACACAGAACUCCUGGAGCUGCCCGAGCUCAGACUCUGAAUUCUACAACAUCUCAUCUCCUGAAGCUGUUUCUCCUACUUCCUACAUGGACUUCUCUCCUUCAUCACAUCUUCAAAACAAUUCCUCUUCACCUCCUGGAGGUGCAAAGGCACCCACGUCAGGUUCCUUACAUCAAGAUGGCGCACGUUCCCGUGUUGGAACUAGAAGAACGCGUUGCAAGAACCCAAGCAAGCAAAGACAGAGCGCCAGUGAGAAGGAGAAGCUCAGAAUGAGGGAUUUGACCAAAGCUCUCCACCACCUCAGGACUUACUUACCUCCUUCCGUGGCUCCUGUCGGCCAAACCUUGACGAAGAUUGAAACCCUUCGCCUCACCAUCCGCUACAUUUCCUAUUUGUCUGCUCAACUAGGCCUCAGCGAAGAGUCUCUCUGCCAGAUGAGGGACCUGAGAGCUUCUAGAUACCAAGGAUCACCUCAAAACCAAGGCUAUUCAACACCAGAGUACUGGGGAUUCAGCACAUCACAUCCAGAACUGUCUCAAAGCACCUUCAGAGCUUCAGAGCAUGUCUUGAGGAAGACAGAAAUGGAUUGUCAUCAGGUCUGCAUGAGCAUGGAAACUCCUGCUUAUGACGAUUCCUUCAACUCCAGCUCUGAAUCUCUUCUGGAAUGCCCUUUGUAUGCAGAUACAGCCACAACAUACCAGGGCUACAACAAAGCUGUCCACUAUCCGAUUGCACCGGAAUUCUGGGGAUGAAACUCUCAUCGGAUUUUUUAUACUUUUAAAACUUUUCAAAUAUAUUUUUCAUGGACU
Labeo rohita (rohu) is the source of this 1522-nucleotide messenger RNA. RefSeq names its product mesoderm posterior bb (gene mespbb). The record is from RefSeq and is a predicted model, not a curated record. Bases 683 to 1465 code for a protein of 260 amino acids. Gene Ontology annotation, biological process: somite rostral/caudal axis specification; regulation of transcription by RNA polymerase II; heart morphogenesis. Gene Ontology annotation, cellular component: nucleus. The transcript is spliced from 2 exons. Lineage: Eukaryota; Metazoa; Chordata; Actinopteri; Cypriniformes; Cyprinidae. Gene Ontology annotation, molecular function: RNA polymerase II cis-regulatory region sequence-specific DNA binding; protein dimerization activity; DNA-binding transcription factor activity, RNA polymerase II-specific.